CGUCGAUAUGAGUAUAAAAAGCAAUUGAUAUUUUCUGCUGAUCGUCAGUUGAUUUGUAAUUCAGAUUCAGUGUGGAUCACGUUCGCCAGUUUGUGUUGAGUGUAAUAUUGUCCUUAGACGGGAAAAUUUAAAUUUUUCAUCCAAAAAUGUUCAAAGUUAUUAUUUUCGUUGCGCUCGUAAUUGCUUCGGUGUUUGGAGCACCAGCACCGGCUCCAGCUCCUGCCCCAGCACCUAAACCACAUUAUGUAUCGUCCGUACCAUUCGGAUAUUCAGCAUAUGCAUCACCAUAUAUUGCAUCACCCUAUGUCGGAUCAUACGUAUCGCCCUAUUCGUAUGCUUAUGGCGGAUAUAGUCCUCUUGCCGUUGGAGGAAUUGGAGGAAUUGGAGCAUAUGGAGCUUAUGGAGCAUAUCCGUAUGCCUUCUAUUAAAUGAAUUUACUUAGCCUGAAUUUUACUUGUAACAAAUUAACCAUAAACAAAGCCAUUUGAACCGAAUUUCAGUUGAAUUUUUAAGCCAAAAAUAUUUUCAAUUUUUCACUGAU
Molecule: messenger RNA, 541 nt
Organism: Bradysia coprophila
Lineage: Eukaryota; Metazoa; Arthropoda; Insecta; Diptera; Sciaridae
Source: RefSeq, a predicted model, not a curated record